This is a messenger RNA of Cannabis sativa, 599 nucleotides long. RefSeq lists its product as uncharacterized. Gene Ontology annotation, biological process: proteolysis. The coding region runs from base 63 to 599 and encodes 178 amino acids. The transcript is spliced from 2 exons. NCBI's taxonomy places the organism in Eukaryota, Viridiplantae, Streptophyta, Magnoliopsida, Rosales, Cannabaceae. Gene Ontology annotation, molecular function: cysteine-type peptidase activity. The record is from RefSeq and is a predicted model, not a curated record.
UUAGGCUAGGUGUUGAUUAUGUUGAGGAUAAAACUUGGUUUUAUCAUUUGGCUACAUGCGACAUGUUUAUAAACGACUCGCAUAUGAACACCAUAUUCUAUUACCUUCGGAAAAAAGGUAAAUAUUCUUCCGCUGUGACGUUGAAUUUUGCAACUACUGAUUGUCUCUUUGAUGAUUCCAUCCAAGCUUUGUACCACAAAUAUAACAAAGCCAAGUCAAUGAAGACUAAGAUGUCACACAUUCACGCUGCCCACCCAAUAGCGCAUUACAUCCGAGGUAUGCGCAUUCCUUGUUCCAAGCCUUGGUAUGAAGCCGAUCAUGUGUUAUUCAUCAUCAAUCUAAGAAGGGAAAGUCAUUGGGUGUUUGGUCGUCUUGACUUGAAUGAAGGGAUUCUGUUUCUGUAUAAUUCUUUGAGGACUGCGAAAAUGAAUGCUGCGGCUAGGAAUGCCAUGAAGGCUUAUUCUGUGUUGCUGCCUUUGUUUUUCGAUUUACUUGGUCUCUGGAAGAAUAGGUCACAUGCUCCUGCUUCAGGUUCUGACCCUACAGCUCCCUUAAGAAUCGUGGAGAUUAGUGGUCUGUCGUCUCAGCAGAAAAAGUGA